Molecule: messenger RNA, 1206 nt
Organism: Fusarium musae
Lineage: Eukaryota; Fungi; Ascomycota; Sordariomycetes; Hypocreales; Nectriaceae
Exons: 1
Coding region: 1-1206 (401 amino acids)
Cellular component (GO): outer membrane
Source: RefSeq, a predicted model, not a curated record
AUGACUUACUACGGCCACAACGUCAACUUCCAGCAGCAGAACCCUGGGUAUAACCAGGAUGGCCCGGGCCAGGGCGGAUAUGGCGGUGACGAUCAACGUCGCAAUGAUCAAGGCGGCUAUCAACAAGGCGGUCCUCAGCAGUACGGUCAACAACAGGGAGGCUACCAACAGGGUGGCCCUCAACAAGGAGGUUAUCAACAAGACCGCCCAGGUCUUUCACAAUCAUACUACUCCGAGUCCGCUCAGUCCUCUCAGUAUCCUUCUGGUGGACAGUCUGGACCUGGACAAUACCAGCAGGGCCCUCCUGCCUACAACCAAGGACCUCAAAGCCAGUUUGACGGCGGCGAUGGUCCCGAUGGUGAGCGUGGCGUAAUGGGAGCCCUUGCAGGCGGUGCAGCUGGAGCUUUCGGUGGUCACAAGAUGGGCGGAGUCACCGGACACAGCAAGACCAGCACCAUUGUCGGAGCUUUGGCUGGUGCAUUUGGCGGUCACAAGCUGCAAGAUGCUGCUGGAGACUGGAAGGAUGAGAGAGACGAGAAGAAGGAAGAGGAGAAGCGACGAAAGGAGGAAGAGAAGAGACGCGAGGAAGAGGAAGAGAGGAGACGAAAGGAGCGCCGUGAUGACGAUCGUUAUGAGUCUCACCACCAUCGCCGCCGAAGUCGAAGCCGAAGCUCUUCUCGUGGCUCCAACCGACGUCGUGGUGGUCACUACGCCGGUAACUUCACCGCCUCGUCUCGAGAUAUCAGACUCGAUGCUCACGGCGACUACGUUCUACACGCUUCUUGUAAGCGUGAGGACGGAGACUACCAACACACCUCUAUUUCCCUCGACAAGGUCCUCGAGAACGACAGAGGAAGCUUCCGUUGGUCCGCAGGUGGCCACCAUGGUAGCUCCUCUUCCGUCACAGUCCAGCAAGGCGAUACUCUUCGAGGCAUUGCUGCUCGAUUUAACUGUUCCUUUGAGGAGAUUGCUCGACAUAACGGCAUCAACAACCCUGAUCUUAUCUAUCCUGGACAGACUUUGCAGGUGCCUGGUGGUGGCCGCCAUGGUGGCGGGGGUUUCGGAUCUUCUGCACGACAUGUUCGUCUGGUGGAUGGAGGUCAGAGACUUGAGGGUGAGCUGUCUCGAGAUGGAGACUGGGUGCUUAGCUCGAUCAUUCUUGAUGAGAGAAUCAGAAACUACAACGGCACCUUGGAGCUUGUCUAG